AGGAAGAUUUGGGCACUUCAAAACUCUUACAAAUGUGACUCUACAAAUUUUGUUUUUGCGAGCUGAUCAUUACAUAAUCGUUCAUUUUGACGUCACAUGAUAAGACUUCAUUUAUCGGCUGUGCAAAGAGAAGGCAUCAAGGCUGAGUCGUGUGUUAAAAUUAGCGUUAAAAGUACCACUGUUUAAUUUUCGUAAUCGUCUCUCGGAACAAAACAGAACGCUGCAGACGUGCUGGGCCGCGCCGACUAUCGAAAAGUGCUGAUAACGAUAAAGAAGAUGCUCUGUCGAGUCACCCUAACCGAGACGAGGAGACAAAGGUCGCACGAUGAUAAUGAGAGGAUAAAAGUUCGAGGGAUGACAACGGCGCAUCAUUGUUAGAGAGAAAGAGAGAGACACAGGAGAGAGAGACGAUCGAUGGUGUCGUGCCGGAGAGCACGCGCACGUGCUGCGCAUCGCAUCGCAUCGCAUGGCAUCGCCUGGCAUCACCCGGUCCAUAUACCGACGUCCUCCCGAUCCCGUAGAGGCCGAUUCCGAAUUCGUCGAGACUCGCGCGCAUCAUCGUCCAGGCCUCGUCAAUAUCCGCGCGCGGCGCGGGGAAAGAGAAUUGCCACAGGAGUCUGAAGUGACUCUUGUAUAUUUGAAGAAGAACAUUCUUCAAGCUGUACGUCAACUAUUUGGUGAGGAAGGAACUAAAAGUACAAUAGAUAUUCUGAAGUUCACCCCAGCAACAGGAAGAUUUAUUUUGCGUUGCUCAUCUGAUAACUGUGUAAGAUUGAGAGCUGCUCUGACUGUUGCUACCAAGUACGAAGGCCAAACGUGCCUGUAUACAGUUCAUCGAGUGUCACCAAACUUACUGUCGUUCACUGCUGACAGUAGAACGUACCAACACUGAAUUAAAUUUGUGCAUUAUUAAAAAAGGACACGCCUAUC
Odontomachus brunneus is the source of this 930-nucleotide messenger RNA. RefSeq lists its product as uncharacterized. The record is from RefSeq and is a predicted model, not a curated record. NCBI's taxonomy places the organism in Eukaryota, Metazoa, Arthropoda, Insecta, Hymenoptera, Formicidae. The transcript has 4 exons. Gene Ontology annotation, cellular component: ribonuclease P complex. The coding region runs from base 467 to 892 and encodes 141 amino acids. Gene Ontology annotation, biological process: tRNA 5'-leader removal.